CAAAAUUUGCUUAUACCCAGCUUCUUAAGAAAAGAGGAAAAAGAAAUUAAAAAUGGUUGCCGUAGUAGUAGGAUAAAAGAGACAUGUUCUACAUGGACCGAGCCCUGCUUUGCGUUCCAUACGGUGACUGUUGAAGCCAGGGGAUAAUGAAACUUCUCCAAAUCGCUAUCGCUCAAAUCGAUAAACCCUGAGGUACAUCCGAAAACGGCAAAAGCCUAUAUGGAAUGUUUACUGAGAUUUGCAUGUGCGCCACCGCCACCCACUGCAAUCGUAACCCCAUCUCUGCCUUUCCCUCUCGACACCAAGAAGAAGAGAAAUGGUUGGUUAUUUAGAGCUAAACUCAGCGAUGAUAAUGACCCAUUACUCCAAUCAGCCAUGGAUUCAGCUUCUCUCCGUUUUCACGAGACACACCGACCAGAGCCUCUUUUUGUGGAUUUAUAUGCCGGGUGCUUUGCUCAAGUUCCAUCUCACACUCGGAUAGAUUUGAAGAAGCGAUUAGAACAUUAUUGCAUUGCAACCAAGUUCAUAGAUGAUAAGUUGCUUCGUGCGGUUAACCACAUGGAUGGGCUUAAACAGGUUGUUCUAUUAUCAGAUGGAAUGGAUACUCGGCCAUAUAGGCUUAACUGGCCUAGCUCAACCAUCAUAUUUGAUAUAUCCCCUGAAAGGGUAUUCCAAAAGGCGGCUGAAAAGCUUAAAGGUGUUGGGGCUAAGAUCCACAAUAGUUUGAUCUUAUGUUCCAUUGGAAUCCUCAAUAUUCAAGAGACUUUGCGCAUGAAAGGCUUCAAUGGUCAUCGUCCAAGUAUAUGGGCUAUCCAGGGACUACCCGUGAUGACUCUGGCAAGUUUUGAAGAGAUCUUAUUCCUCGUGAGUGGUAUGGCUAUGAAUGGGUGUCUCUUCUUGGGAGAAUUGCCUGCAUGGUUGGCAGAAACUGAAUUUGGUACCAGGUCUAGUACAGAGAAAUGGAUGGACAAUCUUUUUAUGAGCAACGGUUUCAAUGUGGAGAUAAUUAGCUACAAUGAAAUUGCUAAAAGUUUGGGAAAGGAAGUAGUACCAAGAGAUUACGGGAACAUACUAUUUGUUGCAGAACAAUUGCGGUUUUCUGAUGAUCAGGUGCAACCACUUGUUUCUGGUCCAACUUGUAAAGCAUCAUCACAGUGCAUUAGUUUAACAUGCUGGGAAGGGGUCAUUUCAUUCCUCACAAUCAUUUUCUAAGGAGUCCACAUGUGGAUUCACAUUUUUAGUAUUAAUCAUGAAAUUCAUUCCAUAGAAUAGAAAGUAUUCUAUCUCUUAAGACCUUUCAAAUUUGAAAAUUUCAUCUCUUUCGUAAUCAUCUAGCUCCCCUAACUGAUUCCAUGGAUUUUGUUUUUCUUAGCACUUUAUUCAUCAUAGGAUAAGAAUUCUCCUUUAGUUUAUAAUUGUACGACACAUCUGCAUUUGGGUUCAAACCAGGGAUAAAUGCCUUGACCUUUAGAGCAAUCUGAUUAGAGAGCUAGAUCUUUUGAGAAAUCAAAGACUCCAUUUGGGUAGCAGUAAGUAAUGGAUACUGCAAAAACAGACAGAAUGGGAUAUAAUUGUUCAAAAUAUAUAUUACUAUAAUAUUUUUCUCAGUGUAUACAUUUGCCUCUAACAAGUCAUAGAGGCCUUUCCUAGAAUGGGGUUUCUGAUUAAUAUGUUGAACAUCUUCCAAUGAGUUAUUAAUUACAUUAAUGGUUUGAGGUUAACUGAUGU
Theobroma umbraticum is the source of this 1728-nucleotide messenger RNA. The record is from RefSeq and is a predicted model, not a curated record. Lineage: Eukaryota; Viridiplantae; Streptophyta; Magnoliopsida; Malvales; Malvaceae.